Molecule: messenger RNA, 429 nt
Organism: Suillus subaureus
Lineage: Eukaryota; Fungi; Basidiomycota; Agaricomycetes; Boletales; Suillaceae
Exons: 4
Coding region: 1-429 (142 amino acids)
Biological process (GO): actin filament debranching; negative regulation of Arp2/3 complex-mediated actin nucleation
Cellular component (GO): actin cortical patch
Molecular function (GO): actin binding; Arp2/3 complex binding
Source: RefSeq, a predicted model, not a curated record
AUGGCGUCGACAGCAAGGACAGUGGAUAUCAACGAGGAUGUCACGAAGGCCCUCAGAAAAUUUCGGUUUCAGCGUAGGAGCCAGGGACACGCAGCAAUCAUCAUCAAGAUCAAUAAGGCUGCUCUCAAGAUGGUCGUAGACGAGGAGUAUGACGAUAUUUCGAUCGCAGACCUUGUCGAGGAGCUACCCCAAAAUUCUCCCAGAUAUGUCGUGUUGUCAUAUGAACUCAAACACCGCGAUGGAAGGACAUCAUUCCCACUCGUGUUUAUCAACUGGGCUCCAUCAUCAUCCGAGACAACCAUGAUGACCUUGCAUGCAAGCGCCCUCCUUGACUUUCAAAGAGUCGCAGAAGCAAACAAGACUAUCGAAGUUCGAGAUGCGGAGGAAGGGCUCACUAAGGAAAUCGUUGACGAGAAACUUCUAACUUAA